AUGUUUCCUCCCUCGCUCCUGGAGGUGAUCCAAGAGUCCUUUGAGGACGUUCCACUGGAUGAGACCUUGUCGCGGUCCACCACGGCACGCUCUUUGCCCCGAAAGCGAGCCGUUCAGGGCCCCAGCACCGCAGAGAGCAGCUCGCAAGACGGCUUGGUGAUUACGCCGUCCCAGCGGCUGCGAUUGAGCCAAAAGAAGCGAGCCAUGGCCGCCGAGAUGAUGAAGCGGUCGUCUGUGCUCGAUACCUCCGACUUUCUGUCGGAUGAUGAGCUUCCCGACGACCUUAUAGUGUAUAACGUGCCGUACACGCGGCCGCUCCGGUCACUGUCGCAACACGAGCAGGCGUACCGGCCAUCACCGCUGCGGCCGCUGCGCAAAUACGGCUCUGUGUCGAGUUUUUCGAGCUUUGGCUCGCCCAAGACGCGCGCGUCCUCGAUCUUCAGUGCUUCUUCCGAUUUAUCGGAGCUGAGUCUGCUGGAGGACGACUCAAAGUUUAGUGACGACGCGUGUAUGCUCACUCUGAGCGAAGACCCGCUCGUGAACGAGUCGCUCGAGCGCAUCGCGAUGCUCAACAGCUACAAGCAUCUUUCUGCGCCAACCACGUCCAAGGAGAAGCUAAACUACCUGACGGUGACGAGACAGACCAACCUGCCGCCUAAAGACCCGCGUGAGGCUUCUAAGCACACCAGAGACUACCAGCAGCUGCUGCAGACGCAGAUUGACCAGGAACAGAAAAAAAUGGCGGAGAGGAAGCGACAGCUCGAGCAGCAGGCCAAGCAGACGGAAAAAGACCGUGCCGCGUGGCGCGCCGUGUUGCGCAACUACGACAGCCUCGUGUGCUUGGCAGAGACACGGGAGCUGUGGUGGCGCGGCGUGCCGGCAGACUUGCGCGUCAACGUGUGGAUUAGACAGAUGGGCCGGACGGAGCUGACCGACUGCGAGAUUGUGCGCUAUCUGAACGACGCAGAUGAUAUUAUCAACAAGGCGUGCGAUUUCAAGGUGCAACGGCCCGACCCGAAGGAAUUUGCCUUGCAGAACAACAAAAACAUCCAGCUGAUUAAGAGCGUCGAGAAGUACUCCGACCUGAUCCAGCAGGCUUUUCCCAACCUUCUAAUAUUCCAAUUCGGACAGGCGUUCGACUCGAUUCUCAAGGUGAUGCUUGCGUUCAACUUGCACCAGCGCGAGUCGGGCAACCGGCAGUUCCAGCAGAUCCAGCUCACAAACCUGGUAAAUCUUAUCUGCGUGCUCUACUACAACUUGCGCGACGAAAAACUGACUCUGCGCAUGUUUGUGAAUUUGGUGUCGAAAAAACUCAUUUUCCAUCUUCUGGUGGACACAAACAACGAGUACUUAGAGGACAUUGCGGGCCAGUUCGACAAGUUCCUUGCGAAAACAAGCCCUGCCAUCCACGCGCAUUUCAAAGCGGUCGGCUUGCAACCGCUCACCGUCAUCGCCAACACUGUGCCCAGUCUCUUCUCCAAAUGUCUCAAUAUGGACGUGUGCAGCCGGCUUGUCGACAUAUACAUCUUCGAGGGCGACACGUUCCCGCUGCGCGUGCUGCUCGCGCUGAUCCGCAAAAUUCAAUAUAAAUUAUUGGGCUCCAAAGAAGAGAUUUGCAACGUGCUGGGCCACGAGUGUCUGGCGCAUCUAAACAGAUCCGAAAAAUAUGCAUACAGGUAUUUGGACGUCGGCGACGCUAGAGAGUUCAUCGCGGAUGUCCGCACGGUGCUGCGCCGCCAAAGCGUACCACAAUGAUACCUUCCUAUAUUAUGUAAUAUACGUACAUAUUCUACAAACGUCACUGGCAGCUUUGCACUUUUUCAAGCAGGUUCUUGCCGUCUUCGGCCGUCUUGACGCGCGCGAUAUACGUCUCGAGCUUGCCGUCGGGCAAAAACGUUGGGAUCCGCAUCGAGUUGCCCUUUCCAAUCAGCUCGUACUUGACGUCCUUCAAAAUAGCCACGUUCAGCAGCACGUUCAUGCUGCCCUCGGACCGCACCAGAAUCCGCGACUUGCCCGUGUCUGUGUUCUUUAGCACCUUGAGCUCGCCCAGCCCGAUCGACUUGUACGGAUCCGCCUUGUCAGCCGCGUCAAACCUGAGCACCUUGGAUUUUUUCGUGUACAAAACCGUCUCGUUUUCCUCGCCGGUUUUCGUGUCCACCUUCUGUGUCAGCUUGACAACGGCAAAGUCACCCUUGACGUCUUCGUUCUGCACCUCGUCGUCGUCGUUGGCAGCUUCGUCCUUGGAUUCUUCUGGUUUCGGCGCAGAAAAGUUGAAGUUGAACGUAGAGCUAGCAGGAGCAGUGUCCUGCGACUUGGAUGCAAAAUUGAACGGAUUGGACACGGCAGGCGUUUGUGCGGGCUGCGACGAGAAGUUGAACCCAUUCGAAGGGGCGGAGAAUGAGAAAGCAGGCUUGGCCGGCUCGGAGAAGGCAGAAGAGCCAAACGAAAAUGUUGGUUUUUGAUCCGGUUUUUGGUCCGGUUUUUGGUGCGGCUUCUGCUCUUCUUUGGUCUCCUUUGGCAUGCUGAACGAGAAUGCUGGUGUUGCUGCUGGUGCCGCUGCUGGUGUCUUUGAACUUUCCUGCUUUUCCUGUUUUUCAGCUGGCUCUGGCUGGCUGCCAAACGAGAACGCCGGAGCAGCUGUCUGACCAAACGAAAACUUAGGAGUCUCUUUGGUCUGCGUCUGGCCAAAAGUAAACGCUGGCUUAUCCUCCUUUUUAUCCUUCUCCUCUUUCGUCGGCAGCUUGAACACAUCAUCUUUGAUCUGUGUGCCUCCAGGAAGUUGGAACUUUGGGCCUUCUAUCUUGACGUCAUCAUCCGAAUCCGAGUCCGGAGGCGGAGCCUGGCCGAACUUGAAUCCGUAGUUCUUUGAUUUAGGCAGCGUGUCAAGCUUGAACGCUGGUCCUUUUAUUUCCACCGGCUUUUCCUCCUCUUCCUCGGCUUCCGCAGGCUUGUUAUCACCAAAACUGAACUGCGGGUUCUUCACCUCGCCGACCUUCACGUCCACUUUCGGCACCUCUGCCUUUUUCACUGCAAUUUUAUUAUUCACCACCUUGUCGUAAUACUCAUUGUACUUGGACAAAAUGGGACGCAAGUCUGCAAUAGGGUUCUUCUGAAUAGCGUUGUUGACGGCCUCCAAAAACAGAGCAUUCAAGGAUUUAAACUGUGUAGGCUGGUCGUUGAUAACCUCCUCGGUGGGCUUUGAGAAUGCAACCGUAUUGGCUGGUUUACUAGAUUGUUCCGUGGCGGAGGCCCCGAGGAAACCAAAAGCUCCGCCAACUUUGGGCUCCGGCUUAGAGCCGUUCACAGCCUUGAGCCGCGGCUUCAACUUGGCAAUAGGCCGCGAGGCCAUCACGUCCGCAGAAGCACGCUUGGCUCCCUCGAACACUUCCUCGUCGCUGUCGUAGUCUUCGGCAAGAGCUGCGUCUGCCGUGAGCUGAGAUUUGCUUCUUUUAGCCAUGGUGAUUCCACAAAACACGAAGCAGUUGACCUGUACACAAACACGAGGCUCUAGCGCGUUUUAAG
Molecule: messenger RNA, 3522 nt
Organism: Ogataea polymorpha
Lineage: Eukaryota; Fungi; Ascomycota; Pichiomycetes; Pichiales; Pichiaceae
Exons: 1
Coding region: 1-1755 (584 amino acids)
Source: RefSeq, a predicted model, not a curated record